AUGGCAGAUAUCCUUCAGAUUUGGCCUCCAACUAUCGCUUCGGGGCCCGUAUUGGGGCUGCUCAUCCUUGGCUUCGCAGUCUCGACGGUGCUGGCGGCAUUGCGACUCGCUCACAAGCCUUCGUCAAGGCAACUCAAUGUAUCACACCAUGGGAAAGAUGAAAAGAUUGAUCGCAACAAUGCUCUAAACGUAUUCCCGCCAUCGAGGCGAGCAGCUCUAGCUCAGCUCUUGCCUGCAUCAAAGCUCGGUACGACCGACUUGGUGAUUCCUCUCGAGACCCUUAAAACCAACCAGAUUCCAACGAACCAGGUUCAAUUAUUGGAUCACAAGGAUCUCUUCACUUCCACUAGCGUCUUGACGCAGGAGGUGAAGGCUUUGGGUCGCUUUCCAGAUUACUCUGUUCUGAGUGGUGUUCCGCACCCCCAACCGGCACCCUCGUUUGAUAUUAGCAAAGCCAAAUUUAGACCCUUCCGUCCCUUUAGAUGGAACUACCACCAAACUAUGGCUGUUAUGAAAUAUGAGCCAGACUAUUGGAUUGAACUGGAACAAAACUACUUUCGACGCAUGAAUCAACGCAUGGAACUAUGGAAAGAGCACGGCGAGCGCGUCAUGUUUGAAGCACCGGGCUCUGAGCUUGCAACUCGCGAGCUCAUGGAAAUGGUCUUGCAAUUUCUCACGAUCCGCUACCCACAUUACUUUCAGCUCGUGGAUAACAACACAGUCUUUUGUAAUCAAUUACUAAAGACGACAAGCGUCAUCGACUCGAUGAAACCUCUCGAGUUGCUCUUCCGUCACGUUCCCGAGGACUUUGCCAUCAUGCUUCGCGAUCAGAAUGAUGGCAACUAUUACCUCAGAGCUGCGAUUGUCUGUAGCUCUGUUGGCUGGAACGUCGGCUCGCAUAAAAACAAGCUUUUGAGGAAGAUACACGAUAAUGUGCCAUUAUGGGAAAAGAUGGCCUUUUCUGUCGACAGAUAUAUGACCAAGCAGCCUUGUGAUGCGCCGAUCCAACGCGGCUCCUGGGGAAUCGAAGACUGGGAGGCCUUUUUCUGUCCAGAAGACAUGCCACGCAGCAAGUUUGAGCACGACCCAUCAUCCUGUAAAAUAGAGGACCUCCAGCUCCGAUGCGACUGGCAGACGCUCCGACGUCUGCCAUUGUCGGGCGCCGUCAUUUUCAACUUCAAGGCCGUCUUUACGCCACUGACGGAGCUGGCCACCGAACCUUACGUGCCGGCGCUGCUCCACCGGGUCAUCACGCAGGGCGACAGACGGCUGAUUGAUUACAAGAUGGAGAAACAUGUCCUCGAUAUUGCUUCGAAGCAUCUCGAAGAAUGGGCUUAUAAGCAGGAAGAAGAUGGUAUCGUCGAAAAGGGCUGGGAGGUGGGGACGCUGCAGCAGAGUCCUUUCUUUCCUGGCUGGCAGGACUUGAAGGACUGGGGAGAUUGUCCCAUGAGGCCGCGGCCGUAUCUGAGACGUGAUAUCUGA
Molecule: messenger RNA, 1482 nt
Organism: Pestalotiopsis fici W106-1
Lineage: Eukaryota; Fungi; Ascomycota; Sordariomycetes; Amphisphaeriales; Sporocadaceae
Exons: 3
Coding region: 1-1482 (493 amino acids)
Source: RefSeq, a predicted model, not a curated record